Molecule: messenger RNA, 1925 nt
Organism: Siniperca chuatsi (mandarin fish)
Lineage: Eukaryota; Metazoa; Chordata; Actinopteri; Centrarchiformes; Sinipercidae
Product: BTB/POZ domain-containing protein kctd15-like
Exons: 5
Coding region: 727-1539 (270 amino acids)
Biological process (GO): protein homooligomerization
Molecular function (GO): protein binding
Source: RefSeq, a predicted model, not a curated record
CGGGACGUGGUGAGCGCGGGACCGUGACAGCGCGCGGCCACACGGACGCGUCGCGUCCCGGAGCGGCUCCGCGUAAAGUCGCGCGCACCGGAGCACAAAAUGGCUCCUGACGGCGCCACAGACGAACGCAGCAACACCGCGCGGCACGUCGGCCUCUUCCGGAUCUCUGGAGCGGCGGCGGCGCGGACUCGCUUCGGAUUCAGCCGAGGCACGAGGGCCACGGAGCGGAUCUGUGCGCGCAGCUCCCCCGGCGCGCAGCUCCAUCUACCGGCGCGCAGUAAUUGAAAUGGCGCAGUUGUCCGCGGGCUGUUGGGGGGCACGAUGCGUGGCAAGAGACGUCAUUUGGCUGCAGAGCCGGAGGGGGGGUCGAUGCUGCUAAAACGUCUGAGUGCCGGGGAGGACGGCGCGGGUGCGCACGCGGCUCACAUGUUUGAUGGAGAUGACAUGCUUCUGAUAAAUCCUCCCGCAUCCGGCAGAAACGAGUCGGGGCGACAGAAGAGAACAAACCCGCGUGACUGUAGCCUAAUCCUGGCCCCUGGGGGUCUGAAGGGCCCCGGGCAGGACUUCUCUUUCAGCCCUCCUCUUUAUUCUUUCGGCGGAGACACACACACACACACACACACUCACACCGGAGCAGCGAGGCAGACGGACGAGGACGUGAAGUGAAGACCAACCGGAAUCCUCACAUUUCAAACCCCGGGACGGAGCAGCCAGACGCCGGUCUCCAUGUCUUCUGUGUCGGUGUCCUCUCAGGAGGGGCGGAGCAUGUCCAGGAUGUCUCUGAGCCGCUCACCUGUGUCCCCCAUGACCGCCCAGGGCAUCCCCUCACCCGCCCAGCUCACCAAGGCCAACGCCCCCGUCCACAUCGACGUGGGGGGGCACAUGUACACCAGCAGCCUGGCAACGCUCACCAAAUACCCCGAAUCCAGGAUCAGCCGUCUGUUUAACGGCACCGAGCCCAUCGUGCUGGACAGUCUGAAGCAGCACUACUUCAUCGACAGAGACGGAGAUAUCUUCCGCUACGUGCUCAGCUUCCUGCGGACCUGCAGACUGCUUCUGCCUGAAGACUUCAAGGACCUCCCCCAGCUGUAUGAGGAGGCUCGCUACUACCAGCUGACUCCGAUGGUGCGGGAGCUGGAGCGCUGGCAGGCGGAGCGGGAGGCCCAGCGGGCGUCGCCCUGCGAGUGUCUGGUGGUCCGCGUCACGCCCGAUCUGGGCGAGAGGAUCGCGCUGAGCGGAGAGAAGGUUCUGAUCGAGGAGAUCUUCCCCGAGACCGGAGACGUCAUGUGCAACUCUGUCAACGCCGGCUGGAACCAGGACCCCACCCACGUCAUCCGCUUCCCCCUCAACGGGUACUGCAGACUCAACUCUGUACAGGUCCUGGAGCGUCUGUUUCAGAAGGGCUUCAGCAUCAAGGCGUCCUGCGGCGGGGGGGUCGACUCGUCCCAGUUCAGCGAGUACGUCCUGUGUCGCGACCUGCGGCACAGCCAGUCCAUCACGAGCACCCCCAUCCGGAUCAAACAGGAACCUCUGGACUAACGGGCCGGUUCCUCACGGCGUCUCCGGGUCCCGCUGAGACCCGAAGACCGGAACGCUUCGCAGGAAACAUCAGGACCUCUAAAGGCGCUUUCAGAGCUUCAGUCUGGAUCCAACCCGAUAACUGACAUUAAUCACAUGUAAAUAAUAUUUGUAAUAAGAAUCUCUGCUGUCUGGCAGGAGCCGCCUGCUGGGUGAAUCUUGUCCUCUGUGUAAACAAAUGAAUGGAAAGGUAAUUUUUAUAAGUGUGUAAGGACGCUUAAUUUAAUUCUUUUUAUAAAACUGCCAUUUUGAAAACGUAUAUUUAACGUAUUUGUUAGCUUACUUUGUGUCACUAUUUUUCAUUUGUACAGAUGCAUUGAUAAAAAGAUAAAAGGUCUCUCAAAGCC